UUUUACAGCCUACCUACAUAAAGAAAUUUCGAACCAAAUACUGGAAGAGAUGUCAGAAGAUUCAGAAAAGGAAGACUAUUCAGACAGAACAAUCAGUGAUGAAGAUGAAUCAGAUGAGGAUACCUUGAUGAAAUUUUUAAGUGAAGAUAUCCAUCGGUGUGCACUUUUAACAGCCAACUCUAUUAGUCACCCAUUUUUCCCCCGGACUACACAGAUACUAUUGGAAUAUCAACUAGGCCGAUGGGUGCCACGUCUUCGUGAACCACGAGAUUUAUAUGGUGUCUCUUCCUCUGGUCCGCUGAGUGCAACACGGUGGCCGUACAACUUUGAGGUCAUUGAUGAAAAAGUCCAGCAUAUUGAUUGGACUCCUUCUUAUCCUGAGCCAUUAUACCUCCCAACAGGCCUGGAGAUGGAACCUCUUUAUCCAAACUCCAAGGAAGAUACUGUGGUUUAUCUAGCUGAAGAUGUUUACAAAGAGCCUUGUUUUGUGUAUUCCCGAGUUGGGGGCAACCGAACACCCCUGAAGCAGCCUGUGGAUAACUGUGACAAUACUUUGAUGUUUGAAGCAAGGUUUGAGAGUGGUAAUCUCCAGAAGGUAGUCAAAGUGGCAGAAUAUGAAUACCAGUUGACUCUGCGCCCUGACCUCUUCACAAAUAAACACACUCAGUGGUACUAUUUCCAAGUCACUAAUACCCAAGCAGGAAUAGUCUACAGAUUCACUAUUAUCAAUUUCACCAAGCCCGCUAGUCUUUACAGUCGGGGUAUGCGCCCACUGUUUUAUUCUGAAAAAGAGGCCAAGUCUCAUAAUAUUGGCUGGCAGAGAAUAGGAGACCAAAUCAAGUAUUAUAGGAACAAUCAGGGACAAGAUGGGCGCCAUUAUUUCUCUCUUACAUGGACAUUUCAAUUUCCACACAGCAAAGAUACCUGCUACUUUGCUCACUGCUAUCCAUACACUUACACCAACCUGCAAGAAUAUCUUUCUAGCAUCAAUAAUGACCCAGUACGGUCAAAGUUUUGUAAAAUACGUGUCUUGUGCCACACGAUUGCUAGGAAUAUGGUGUAUGUUUUAACGAUCACUACCCCAUUGAAGAACACUGACUCAAGAAAGCGAAAAGCUGUGAUUUUGACUGCACGAGUACAUCCAGGAGAAACCAACAGCUCUUGGAUCAUGAAAGGCUUCCUAGAUUAUAUUUUAGGAAACUCAAGUGAUGCACAGUUGCUUCGGGACACUUUCAUCUUCAAGGUGGUACCCAUGCUGAAUCCAGAUGGUGUGAUUGUGGGAAAUUAUCGGUGUUCCUUAGCUGGACGGGAUUUAAACCGUAACUAUACAUCUCUCCUAAAGGAAUCAUUUCCUUCUGUUUGGUAUACCCGGAACAUGAUCCGUAGACUGAUGGAGAAACAAGAGGUUAUUUUAUAUUGUGACCUUCAUGGCCAUAGUAGGAAAGAGAACAUCUUCAUGUAUGGCUGUGAUGGUAGGGGUAGAUGUAAGGCGUUAUACUUACAGCAACGAAUCUUUCCACUUAUGCUGAGCAAAAACUGUCCAGAUAAAUUUUCAUUCUCAGCUUGCAAGUUUAAAGUUCAGAAGAGCAAAGAGGGAACAGGAAGAGUAGUAAUGUGGAAAAUGGGAAUCAGGAACAGCUUUACCAUGGAGGCCACUUUUUGUGGAUCUACUCUGGGUAAUAAACGAGGCUCUCAUUUCAACACAAAAGACUUGGAGUCAAUGGGAUAUCAUUUUUGUGAUUCUCUCUUGGACUACUGUGAUCCAGACCGAACCAAAUAUUAUCAGUGCCUGAAAGAAUUAGAAGAAAUGGAAAAACAUAAAAACUUGGAAAAAGUCCUUGAUGAUUCAGAUACUUCUCUGAGAGAAAUUACAUUGGAUCUAGAGUCUAGUAGCCGAGGCUCUGACAGUUCAGAAUCCAGUGACUCGCAGACUUGUCUUCUCAAGUUAACUUGUCAGAAAAAACAUCUGAAAACAAAGAAGGAAAGAAAUUCUACCACAGCAAGCCAUCAAAAUGCCAGAGAAGAGCAACAGGUUUAUGAUAAAGGACAUUUAGUACAAAGACAUAAAGAAUCAAAUUCUGAUGUGAAAGAUACAAGGCCAAAUGUAUCAGAUGAUUAUAUAUUUGAUUAUUUCAGAAGACAGUUCCCUAAUAAAGGUUUGGAUCUGCACCACAACUUAAAAAGCAAAAUGAAAGAAUGUACAUCUUUCCAAAGCAAAAAGACUGGAGUAAAUUGGACAGAUGAUGAAAAAAGAAUCUACAGGGAUAAAAGAAUAGCUCAAACUCAAGAAAUAUUGCAGUAUUUGCUCCCUAUUAUGGAAAGCACUAAAAACAUGCGAACCGCUCAGAUAAAACAGAUAUUCAAUCCAAGAACCAACUUCCAAAUCCAACAUGAACUAAAGCCAGCUACUUACAUAAAUACAAAGAGAUACAGCACUUCUUGGACACCACCCAGAAAUCCUCCUUUUAUAAGCCAAAGGAAUCUUAUGCUGAGCUCUUCGGAAAGGCUCCAGUGUGUGUCCCAGAGGUCAUUUGAAAGUUUGUCACCUCUCAAAGGGCCCAGGAAGAGGAAAAAACAUUCUCAAAUCAAGGCCACGAAGACUAAAGACAUGAACCCUGUCAGCAGCAAAUGGGAGACUAUACUCUCAAGUUUUGAGAAGGAUGCAAGUAUUACCAAAGACAAGAAUCUUCAAGCUGAAGCAUCCAACCAGCAAAGUUCUAUGCAAAUAACCCCCCAUCUAACUAAAAAUAAGGAGGAGCAACCAAACAAGAAUGAUGGACACACUUUGGAGUGAUGUCACAUUCCAAAGCGACAAAUAAUCUAGCUUUAUGCUGCUCUGAAGACUGUGGGUGAAAGAUAACAUAUGCUUACAUAGUAAAAAGAAAAAAAAAGCACUCCCCAUCCCUCUAUCCCUAUUCCUCCCGCUACACAUGCAUAUGCAUAUACUAAACUAGAAAUUCUGGAUAUCCCAUCUUCUUUAGUGGGAACAUCUUUCAGAGAUUUAAAAAGAAAUCCAGAGAAAAUAUAGAAAAUUUUAAAUCAUUUAGAUAUUUAUAUUUAAUUUUUACCAAGAUAGAAAAAAAAAUCUUGGAAAUUUUGAUUUCUUUCAAAAUCACUUAUUCGUACAACACCAAGAACUCAAGGAAGGAAUGACAUGUACUAACACUGACUUUAAUGUUCCUAAAGUUAGGCACUUUAAUGAAUCAGUCAACAAGCACCAUUUCCUGAAUUUCUGUUAUAUCUGUAGUGUGCUAGAAACCAUUAGUGAUAUGAAAGGCAUUUCUCCCCAAAGAUUACUGAUUAAUUGUACAUAUAAAACACAUGACUAAAAUAAUUACAGA
Molecule: messenger RNA, 3341 nt
Organism: Ceratotherium simum simum (southern white rhinoceros)
Lineage: Eukaryota; Metazoa; Chordata; Mammalia; Perissodactyla; Rhinocerotidae
Source: RefSeq, a predicted model, not a curated record